UGUUCGUCUAUAGCCACGCGAAACAUGACCCAUAACCACCAGCGAGAAGAUACUCUCGAACGACGCUCUUGCAAGAAAAUCAAGAUGAGAGCACUUUCUGAGAAGAACUUUUGACUCGGCAGAGCAUUCAUGGAGAAUGAUUGAUCUUUUGUCUCUUGAAUUAUUUUUCUUAAAAGAAAAAGAAAAAUAAAAUGAAAAGAAGCUAAGAAAAGUACUCUUACCAAUGGGUUUAACUUUUUCCCUGAUAGAAAAAAAGAAAGACAGACCGAGGUGUGCGUUUGACUGUCACUGUGUGUAUAUAUACGUUACAGUAUUGGGUUUUGUGGAACAAGCAACGAGACAGUCCUUUCAUGGCGUCGAGUUCGUACGGUGAUGAUUUGGUGGUUCUCAAUUGUAUCGGCCCUCACAAGAUGGAACUAGAGGCCAAUCGCAAAGAAACUGUAAUUUCAACGGCAGAGAUCUCUAGUUGGGAUUUGCCUGGAAUUCUGAGUCACCAAAUCGUCAAUGUUAAAGCCAAUCGAAAUAGGCUCAUCGAACAAUCUUCGUAUUUCGGUGGCCUCCUCGGUGGUAGUUUUAGUGAAUCAUGCUUGGACUGUAUAUCAAUUCAUUGGAAUCUAGAAACGUUAAUGAUUGUUCUGAAGUUUAUGUUUGGCCAUCAGGUGGAUGUUACUUCUAAUAAUUUUCUUCCCCUGUAUGAGGGUGCACUAUAUUUUGGAGUGGAGACACUUCUCUCAAAGUGUAAAGUUUGGUUAUCUGAUGUAACUUCAUCCAAGGAGCUUUGUUCACCGCAAGUAAAGUUGGAUGAUUUGAUUCAUAUUUGGAAUUUCAGUCUAGAGCAUGCAAAUGAUUUUAUUCCAGAACUAUGUACGAGCUAUCUUGCAAGAAAAUUUCAGAUGUGGGCCAUGUUCUCUAACUCUUUCGGUGAUGUUCCAUACAAUUUAUUACUUUCUUGUAUAAAGCAUCCCCAGUUGAUUGUAGACAGCGAGAAGCAUCUUUCUGAGGCCCUUCUGGUAUGGCUUGCUUGUAACACGAAACAAAUUGAAAGCUUGAACAGCACUAAUGGUGGAUGCACCAACAUUUUGAAAGAGAUCCGAAUUAGCCUUUUGCCAUUGUGGUAUGCUGCUGGGAAAAAAAGGUGCUGCUUUUUUUCUAAGUUUGCUAAUGAAAGCAUUAAUGCCAUCCUCAGUCUAAUGGGACAUCCUUCUACAAGCUCUUUGGAUGUCUUUGGAGAUGGUGACUUGAGUUGCAUGAGGAUCAGAUUGACCUCAGAUACAAAGAAAGUGGACCUUUCCGGUUGUCCACAGAUAAAACCAGCUGUUCUGCUUCUGUCUAUGCUUCCGUGUUCAUAUAGUAUGGAUCCUAAGUUAAGAAAGAAUAUCAAACAGUCUCCGACUAACCUUGAACGCCUUAAUGGGAAUCAAUGUCAGAUUUCGUGGGGAUUAUGGCCUACUUUGUCUUUUGAAGCAGUUCAGGAGGUAGAUAUUUCCAAUUGUCCAAUGCUACAUCUUGAAGCUGCCAUUGAGUGCUUCUGUAAAUCAUUUCCAUCAUUGAGAAUAUUGAAGGCAACUUAUUUUUUGAGCUUCAAGACAGCAAAAUUGCGUCAAUUGAUGCAGAGAUGCCCAUUGCUCUACGACAUCGACUUAACAGUGGAUAUCAGUCCUAUUAUACCAACUCAAGUGUCAAUUGUAUCUUCUUUUCCAUCUACAACACCGAAUGUAUCAAUAGUUUCUUCUGGUAUCAUUGGUUAUCCUUCAGAUGCCACAUUGUCCUAUAUGUCCAGACCAUUGCUGUCAAAUGUUACAAAACUUACAUUAGAGGGCCGAAUUGAUGUUGGUGAUGCUGAUCUAAAAAAUAUCUCAGAAUCCUGUGUAUCCUUAUGUUACCUCAAUCUUAAAGGGUGCACUUCGGUGACUGAUGCUGGCAUAUCAGUUCUUAUACUCAGAUGUUUGGAGCUACAUUCAAUUGUGGUUUCUGAUACUUCUUUUGGACAGAACUCAAUUCUGGCUCUUUGCUCCACUAUUACUAAUUCUGCUGCACAAAUUGAAAAGAAACGUUCCCAAACAUUGGCUUAUAAACUUCAAACACUGCAUAUGGGGGGCUGCAAUGUUUUUUCGGCAGGCGCCAAUGGAACAUCUCUUAUAAAGCUGAUGUCUCAAAUGUGCAUGCUGAAGAGUCUGUGUCUCAGGGAGACUGAACUUGUUGAUAAUGCCCUUUAUAGUUUCUGUGGUUCUUCCUUAGAGAUGCUUGAUGUUUCUGAUACAAAGGUUUCUGGCGCUGCUUUAGCUCACAUCGUUCACAGAAAUCCUGGUUUGAAAAUUUGGAAAGCAAGUGGAUGUCAAAAUCUGUUUCAACAGGGAAGUAAGAAUGAAGGGGAAGACUUUCCUUCUUCCCCAUAUUCAUGCAUGGAAUUGUCUUUUGAGCUAGGUAAGACCUGCAAACUGGAAGAAAUUGUGCUUGGAUGGGGAUUUUCAUGCUUAUCCAUGGAAGCUCUAAGACCUGCAAUCACAACGCUGAGGGCGAUAACUGUGGGUUUAGGUGCAUCAUUAGGCCAAGAUGCGCUGGAACUGCUGCCUAAAACUUGUCCUUUACUUGAGUCGGUGAUACUUUAUUUUCAGCAGGUAAUAUCUGAUUGUAUCGUAAUAAACAUUAUGGAAAACUUGAGGUACUUGCAAGUGUUGGCUCUCUGCUACUGUCUUGGUGAGAUGUCCUCAUUAAGCUUCAAGUGCAAUAUGCCAAAUUUGAGGAAAUUGAGACUUCAAAGGGUAACACCUUGGAUGACUAAUGAUGAUUUGUCUAUUUUGACUCAAAACUGUGGAAAGUUGAUUGAGCUUUCAUUGCUAGGAUGCAGACUUCUCAAUUCAGAUUCGCAGCAGAUCAUUUCAAAUGGUUGGCCAGGCUUGAUUUCCAUCCAUCUAGAGGAAUGUGGCGAACUAACUACAAACGGUGUCAUGUCUCUUUUUGACUGUAAAGCCCUUGAAGAUCUCUUGUUGCGUCAUAAUGGCCCUGGAAUCCAAAAAAAUUUCAUUGUUGCUGCUGCUUCAAAGUUGCCAAUGCUUCGGAAAGUAUCACUUGACUUGUGUGAUGCGAGUGAUGGUGACUUUGACAUUCCAGAUUUUGCUGACAGGUACUUCAUGAGUACUGUGAAAAUAGCAAGAUGUAAGCUACAAAGAUGCACGUUGGACCUCCAAAAGUUGAAGGCUCGAAAAACACCGGUGCAUAAGGAGACCUUAGUACUGGUAUGGGACAGCAAAAACCUCACUAGAACAGUGGUGAAGGAAAGAUUGUAGCAUUUAAAAGUAAGAUUGGAGUCUUCAUUAGGUAAAUUUCAAUUAUGUUAUGUUCAUUCGUUGUUUUAACUAGUGGCCGAUUCUGCUUGUUAACUUAAAAACUUAAAUGGCCCGAGAUAUGGAUGUAUCAAAACAUCAAUGUUGGACUAUAUUAUCUAUCGACCUUGAGCCUGUUUGAGGUCAUGCAUUGCCAAUUCAGGUCGUCCAAUUUUUUGGGAAGUUUUUUAUUUAUGGUGAAAAGAAUGGUUGCUUUGAUAUUGAAGGCA
This is a messenger RNA of Cornus florida, 3553 nucleotides long. RefSeq names its product BTB/POZ domain-containing protein FBL11. The transcript has 19 exons. Gene Ontology annotation, biological process: SCF-dependent proteasomal ubiquitin-dependent protein catabolic process. Gene Ontology annotation, molecular function: protein binding. Bases 351 to 3287 code for a protein of 978 amino acids. Lineage: Eukaryota; Viridiplantae; Streptophyta; Magnoliopsida; Cornales; Cornaceae. The record is from RefSeq and is a predicted model, not a curated record. Gene Ontology annotation, cellular component: SCF ubiquitin ligase complex.